Trichomycterus rosablanca is the source of this 1406-nucleotide messenger RNA. RefSeq names its product ribosomal protein L7-like 1 (gene rpl7l1). The coding region runs from base 25 to 765 and encodes 246 amino acids. Gene Ontology annotation, biological process: maturation of LSU-rRNA from tricistronic rRNA transcript (SSU-rRNA, 5.8S rRNA, LSU-rRNA). The record is from RefSeq and is a predicted model, not a curated record. Gene Ontology annotation, molecular function: RNA binding; structural constituent of ribosome. The transcript has 6 exons. Gene Ontology annotation, cellular component: cytosolic large ribosomal subunit. Lineage: Eukaryota; Metazoa; Chordata; Actinopteri; Siluriformes; Trichomycteridae.
CAGAACUUCAGCGCUGAAGACGCGAUGGCAGAAUCAGAAAAUCAGAAGGUUAUUAAGCUGGUACCUGAAAACCUUCUUAAAAAGAGGAAAGCGUAUCAGGCUAUUAAAGCCACUCAAGCUAAACUUGCUUUGCUUGAGAAAAGAAAGACCAAGAAAGGACAACUCAAGUUCACACGGCUUGAAACAUUUCAUAAGAACAGCAAGCGCAAACAUAGAGAUGAUGUCCGUCUGCAGAGAGACAGGAAGAGACCCCCUCCCGUUUUGCCACCAGCCAAGAACAGACUAGCAUUCGCUGUGCGCAUUCGAGAGAUUAAAGGAGUGAGCCUGACCGUGAGAAAGACCAUUCAGAUGUUGAGGCUGCGCAAAAUCUUCAGUGGUUCCUUUCUUAAAAUCAGCAGGACCUCUUUAAACAUGCUGAAAGUGGUUGAGCCUUAUGUAGCCUGGGGAUUUCCAAAUCUGAAGUCUGUUCGUGAGCUCAUUUUGAAAAGAGGACAGGGAAAGGCUGAUAAGAGAAAGAUUCCUCUAACAGACAACACAGUCAUUGAGAAAUAUUUAGGGCAGCACGGGAUCAUCUGUUUGGAAGACCUGAUCCAUGAGAUCUAUUCAGCUGGAAAGAACUUCAAGGUGGCGAAUAACUUCAUCUGGCCGUUCCACUUGUCAAUACCUCGACACUCGGCCAGAGAUAAAGUGGGCCUUAUGAAAGAGAUGGGGGAACCAGGACCUCGUGCUGAGGACAUUAACAGAGUGAUUCGAAAAUUCAACUGAAAAUCAAGGAUUAAACGUUCUCAGACUGUAUUGUUUAACAGAACAUGUUACCGGAUCUGCUUUCUUUGCCUUGUCCUCUUCAGUGGAAUAAAAUACGUGUUCUGCAGAGUGAUACUGUUGGCGCACACCAGGAAUGGACACAUUAAACCAGCUUCAAGGAUGAAUAUUCGAAUUAGAUCAUGGUUUCCUGAUCUUGCAUCACACCUAUAUGUUAAAUGAUGCAAUGUUAUUUGUAAUGUAAUAUUUCUUUUCGGACAGAUUGCAAAGACCAAUAUUCUAAGUUUUCUAUAUUUCAGAGCAUCAAUAAACAAAUGUGGUUUAGUACAAGUUCUUUUGUCAACUUCCUGUCAUUUCAUCAUCUUUUCAUGUUGCUGAUUGAUCACAUCAAUUUACUCAGCUCAGAAUCAACUGUUUAGAAUUUGUUAAAUUUCCUAAAUCUAGAUUGGUCUUCUAUUUUUAGGCUGUCAAACUCAUUGUGAUAUGAGUGGCUGGAAAUUGAGAUAGCAAAUUAAGUUUGUCAUAGUAAAAAAAUGUAUUACUGUUACUUGAGUCAGCAGUACUUUUAAAAUACUGAAUGUGACUCCAUUGAUACUUGCUGUACCAUGUAACUAAACAUAAAUUGAAAUAAAUUACUGACUUUU